This is a messenger RNA of Erythranthe guttata (spotted monkey flower), 3225 nucleotides long. It is a transcript of the gene ALE2, whose product is annotated as Protein kinase superfamily protein. NCBI's taxonomy places the organism in Eukaryota, Viridiplantae, Streptophyta, Magnoliopsida, Lamiales, Phrymaceae. Gene Ontology annotation, molecular function: ATP binding; protein kinase activity. The record is from RefSeq and is a predicted model, not a curated record. Gene Ontology annotation, biological process: protein phosphorylation.
AUUGGAACACAAAUUAGCAACAAUACCGGAAAUUAAAUAAAAUCCAUCUCAUCCGUCAAAUACGCCUAUCAUUGGUGCGUUGAUCACACGCGCGUCAAUUGUCCGUGUACCAGACAGUCAUCAAUUUUACCCGUAGGGACAGACUGCUGGUGGCUCCACCGUCAUUAAAUCCUCUCUACCACCCCCCACUCUCACUCUUCCCUCCCUUUUCUUCUCACUCCUGUCUCACUUUCUCUCUCUACAGUCUCUCUCUCUAAAGUCCCAUCCUCAACAUCACUUUUUUUUUCCUAGUUCAACUUUUUACUUUCACAAGAUCCAAAUUGUCUCACUGUUCCACAUUUCAUCCUCCCGACGGGAUUUUUUUGCUGCAGAUCUCCGCCGCACUUCGUGGAUCUGUGAGCUGUUAGCUGGAAUUGCUCGCAUUGCUGUUUUCGAGUUAGGGUUUCUGUUUUUUUUUUUUUUUUGGUGUGUGCUUCGAAUUGCGUGUAUUUUGUCGGUGGUGUGUGUGGGUAAUCGACAUGCGAACUUCGUGCCUGCCGGGUGAAGUGAAUGGGAGCGGCUGUGAGCUUCGCCGGAGCCCUAAACUGCUGCUCCGAGCAACCGGCUGCGUUUUUGUUGUUUGAGAAAAAUGUGUGUGAAUUCCAUUCUGGAGAGAGAAGAUGCUCAUUUUUCUUCUUCUUCCUUUGCUCACUUUGCUUCCUACUAAUUUCGGGACUACUUCACCAGCCAUCUACUUAUCUCCAUCUCAGUUACCCCUGCCAUCAUUUGCUCGGAAGAAUUCUCUAACAGAUGUGAGCACUUCAUCGAUAAGUGCAUCUUUUACUCCAUAUGUUGCUGUCCGGGGGCACCAUUUUAAAUACUUAUCACCUGCACCUGCACCUGCCCCGUCUCCGUUUUCCCAAGGUCCACUUGCUGGUCCUACUAGUAGUAAAUUGCCUAGGCAUCGCCACCGUCAGCAUAAAAUCAGAGGUCAUGUAGCUUCUCCGUCUCCUUCCACCUCUCAAGGUUGCGGUCAAACUUGCGUAGAGCCACUUACUUCAGCUCCAUUUGGUUCACCCUGUAUGUGCGUAAUUCCAAUGAGAGUCAGACUUUUGCUUGGGGUAUCUCUCUAUGCUAUCUUUCCGGAAGUCACCGAGUUAGAAAUUGAGGUUGCAGCUGGCACAUAUCUUAAACAAAGCCAAGUAGCAAUAAUUGGUGCUAGUGCUGAUACUCAAAAUCCGGAAAGAACAGUGGUUGAUAUCAAUUUAGUUCCUCUUGGGGAGAAGUUUGAUAAUACAACUGCUAUCCUGACAUACCAAAGAUUUGUGCACAAGAAAGUGCUUUUGAAUAGGACGCUUUUUGGUGAUUACGAUGUAACUAACAUUGCUUAUCCAGGGCUACCUUCUUCUCCAUCUGGCAGCUUAUUUGGUGACGGUCCUACUGGAAGUGUUGGAAAUCAGCAAUACCCUAUCAGUGCUGAUUUUGUCGGCAGAAACCGGAAAAUGAACCCUCGAAUAAUCAUUGUCAUUGCUCUGUCAGCAUUUGUUCUCUUGGUGGUUUGUUGUGCCACAGUGGCUGUCCUACUAAAGUGCAAGAGUGCACGCAAACUGUCCAAUGCUGUUGGUCCAGCAUUCACAUCGUCCCUGAACAAAAGAUCUGCAGGACUAGGGUCUAUGCUGUCAAGUAGCCCCACCAGCUCAAUCUCAGCCUCUCUCGUUUCAACCAUGCCCGCUUCUGUUCUCUCCGUGAAAACGUUUUCCCUGGCAGAGCUUGAAAAAGCCACAGCAAAAUUCAGCGGAAAGAAGUUGUUGGGCGAAGGAGGAUUUGGACGUGUUUAUCACGGGAUUAUGCAAGAUGGAACUGAGGUUGCUGUGAAAUUACUGACAAAGGGCAAUGAAAAUGGAGACCGUGAAUUCAUUGCGGAAAUCGAGAUGCUAAGCCGGUUGCAUCACCGCAACCUUGUGAAACUAAUCGGCAUAUGCGUCGAGCAACGCACGCGCUGCUUGGUCUAUGAGCUAGUUCCAAACGGCAGUGUCGAGUCCCAGUUACAUGGCGGUGAUAAUAGCAAGGGAGUUCUUGAUUGGGAUGCACGUUUAAAAAUUGCUCUAGGUGCAGCAAGAGGAUUAGCUUACCUGCAUGAAGAUUCUAAUCCUCGUGUUAUUCAUAGAGACUUCAAAGCUAGCAAUGUUUUGCUAGAAGACGAUUUUACCCCCAAGGUCUCGGAUUUCGGUUUGGCACGUGAAGCAACAGAGGGGAGUCAUCACAUAUCCACCAGAGUCAUGGGCACUUUUGGGUAUGUUGCUCCUGAAUACGCAAUGACUGGACAUCUGCUGGUCAAAAGCGACGUCUACAGUUACGGUGUUGUCUUAUUGGAGCUGCUCUCAGGUAGGAAACCCGUUGACAUGUCACAGCCUCCUGGACAAGAAAACCUCGUUACAUGGGCCCGGCCCAUGCUGACCAAUCGAGAAGGCCUGGAGCAGCUAGUGGACCCCACCUUAGCCGGGACCUACGACUUCGAUGACAUGGCGAAAGUCGCCGCAAUCGCCUCGAUGUGCGUUCACCCGGAGGUGACUCACAGACCAUUCAUGGGGGAGGUCGUUCAGGCACUGAAGCUCAUCUACAACGACACAGACGAGACGUGUGCCGAUGCUCUCAGCCUAAAAGAGUCCUCCGCUCGCGACUCCGACUGCAAAGGGGAUUUCGCUCAGUCAGAUAGCAGCUGGUGGAAUGCGGGGGCUAUCACCCCCCGUCUGAGAUACGGGCAAGCUUCGUCGUUCAUAACAAUGGAGUACAGCUCGGGCCCACUUGAGGAGUUUGAUUCGGGCGGCGUUGCGAUGCCAAUCAGGCAUGGGAAUCGAUCUGGGCCGUUGAGGACUAUCAGGAGUAAUCGGUCUUUUUAUAGAUUGCAGGGGAGUGUGAGUGAGCAUGGGGGUUAUGUUGCGAAACGGGCUUGGGAUGGUGGUGCGGGCUGUGAAGGUUCGUUUUAGGGUUUAUGUGGUUUUCCGUUUUUAAAAGUUGUAUAGUGACGAAGGACCAUUGGUAUUGAGAUGAGUGGUUUUUCGAAUGUAGUGGUUUUUUUAGGUGUUGGGAAUUUGGCGUGGAGGGAAUGGAAUGAGAUAUGGCUUCUAAUUUUGUUGAUCCUAAAAUUCAUUUUUAACUUAUAUAUGGACUAAGCUGUAAUUUGGACUUUGGAAUUCUAGUGUUUGUAUAUGCCAAUGGAUUUUUAAUUCUAGUGUCUUUUUUUUU